Messenger RNA from Camellia sinensis, 957 nucleotides. RefSeq lists its product as uncharacterized. Lineage: Eukaryota; Viridiplantae; Streptophyta; Magnoliopsida; Ericales; Theaceae. The record is from RefSeq and is a predicted model, not a curated record.
AUGGCCGUGGAUUCGGAUGGCAGUGCUGAAGGCUUGCUAUGUGUUUGGAACCUAGGUGCUUUUGAGCUAGUUGAGUGUUGCAGUUCUAGGAAUUUCUUACUGCUAUCAGAUUUUAAUGAAGUAAGGUAUUUGAGUGAAAUAAGGGGUUAUUUGCAGAGAGACAAAGGAAUGUCCAACUUUAAUGAGUUUAUUCAGAAGAUGGAGUUGUCUGAUUUACCAUUGCUUGGUAAGGGUUUCACUUGGUGUAAUUCAGUGGAUGAUGAGCGGUGGAAUAGGAUAGAUAGAUUUUUAUUGAAGCCUGAGUGGUUGGAGAAGGAGGCUAAUGUUCAAGGAUGGGCAAGAUACAGACUGAAGGGUAAAUUAUCCAAGCUUGGGUUGGAUCUUAGAAAAUGGAAUGUGGAGGCAUUUGGCAAUAUUGAGCAUCAACUAAAGGUUGCGGAGGAGGAGCUCCAUGAAAUUGAUUUGAAAGCUGAAGGUGGGCCUCUUCAGGACUCGGAGAGUACUAAAAGGAGAAUUUUGAGAUGUCUAGUUUGGAAGUUCAGUAGGAGGUUAGAGUGGUUGUGGCAUCAAAAGUCUAAAUUAAAGUGGGCUAAAGAUGGGGACAAGAAUUCAAGAUAUUUCCAUGUUAUGGCAAGUAGAAGACAAAGUAAAAAUAUGUUGGAUUCAGUUAAGAAGAAUGGGGUGGUCAUUAAAAAUCCUACUUGGGUAAAAUUGGUUGUGUUUAGGUACUUCAGUAAAGUAUACUUAGAAAGGUGGAGAGGUAGGCCCGAGUUAGAAGGGACUUUUGUGAAUAUAGGAGUUGAUGGGUCAGCUAGGGAGUUGGUAGCAAAUUUCUCGGAGAAGGAAGUGUGGGCAGCUGUCAAAGAUUGUGAUGGGAAUAAAGCUUCAGGGCUAGAUGGGUUCAAUUUAGCAUGCAUUCAGAAUAAUUGGAAAGUAAUGAAGGAUGACAUUCUUUAG